AUGAUAUAUACAUUAACUCCUGAGUAAGCUUAGGUUUCUAUAAAAAUCGAUAAGCCCAGCUAUUAUCCUGGUGAGAUUAUAAAAGGAGUGAUAUAUUUGAAAAUCAAAAGUAAGGAUAUUUAGGCAGGUCUUUUGUAUAUAAAAGUAAAAAUUCAAAUAAUACAAUAUAGCUUUGUGGUCAAGAGAAAGUGAAUUAAUUAGACUAAUAUAAUUAAUACUUUAGCUUCAAAUAGUUUAUAUACAAGAAACAAAAAAAAAUAACAGACUUUGGAAAGUAUUUUAAUUAAGCUGAAUAUUAGAAAAAUGCCAAUAAUAGCUUGCAAAAAAUAUUUUGAAUUAGAAGUUCCAUUUUUAUAUCCAAGUUUUACAAUUAAUUAUUACAAAAUGGUACAAUGCAGGAUAUUAUACUUUUUAUCUGUUAGUUUAUAAAGCGAGGAUGAAAAAAUUUUAUAUAAAGUACCGAAAAAAAAUAGAGUCGUAGUUCAUAUAAUAUAAAAAUUGGCAAUUUAAAAUGCAAUUCCGAUAGAGUAUUCAGGAAUUUCAAAAAUAGUAAAAAGGUGUUGCUUUUCAACAGGGGUAUAGUAAUAAAUAAAAAUAGAAUACAAAAGUAAAAAUUUAACUUGAAAAAUUACAAUAUAUAUUUGGAGACAGUAUAUCAUUAAUUUUAUAGGUUGAUAAUAGUUAAUCAAAUAUAGCAAUAUAAAAAUUUGAAUUAAAGAUUUCAUCUUAGUUGAUAAUUUUAUACAAACAAUAAAAAAGAAAGUUAUCAAAUUAUUUUGAAAUCUAUAAAUAAGAAUUAACAGGUAAUUGAUUAUUUUAUUUUAGAAUAAAUUUAAGCGCAUGCAUCAAAAUAAAUUAUGACUAAUUUAAAUUUACCAAUUGGUAAGGGGGAUGAUAAAACGGCUAUUUUUCCAUAAAGUACAUUAAAAACAAAAAGAAUAAGUUAUUAAUAUAUACUAACUGUGAAUGUAAUUUUUGCGAAAUAGCUAUUUAUUAAAGUAGAAAAUCUUGUUGUAUCAGUUCCUUUGAUUUUAAUUCAAAAUUAGAAGAGAGAAAAAAGUAAUGUUAUUUAAUCAAUGGAUAAUUUAAGUAUGAUUGGAUCAUUGAUUGAAACAAAUUAAAGAUUGAGUACUAGUUAACUAAAAAAGUUGAUAUAUGGAGAUCAUAAUUGUGCUGGAUAUGGAGAAUAAGAUGGUUAUGAUGGAUCUGAAAGAAAAUAUAAUCCAAUUGAAAGUUUAGAUGAAGAUGCAUUAAAAGAUGUUAAAGGGGCUUUAGAAUAAUUAAUGUUUAAAAAAUAAUAUGAAGAAGAUAGUGAUAUUGAUGAAAAUUUUGUAGAUGAAAUAGAAGGAAUAAGUUUAAAUAAUAUCAGUCUUAAUUAAAUAUACUCAUGUCAAGAGAAGUAAUCUUAAAAAACAAUCUUUAAUGAGAAAAAGAAAAAUGAUUUAAAUUUUCUUAAUCUAAACAAUGAAUUAAAAUAAGAAAAUAAUAAUCAAGAACAUUUGUAGACAAUAAAGGAAGAACAAGAAAGCAAAGGAACAUAAUAUAAUCUUAAUAAUAAUGCUUUAUCUUCUUCUUAAGUUAGAAAAAAUUAAUAGAUAGAAUAAAUAGAAAAGAUAGAAUAGAUUGAAUAGAUAAAAUAAGUUUAGAAAAUAGGAUCUCUAAAUAAAGAAUUAGAUUAAAUUAAUUAAGAUGAAUUUAAAAAUAGUCCUAAUGAUAGAACUAUUGAUAAAAAAACUACAAUAUUAAAAAAAAAUAAAAAAAAUUCAUUUUCUAUAGAAUAAAAUGAUUAAAAAGAAUAAAAAUAAUUGAAAGUUUAAUUUAAUGAUGUUACUUCAGUUGAUACUCUUGAUGGAAAAACAGGAGAGAAGAUAAAUAAUUAAAAAUAAAAAAAAUGA
Molecule: messenger RNA, 1895 nt
Organism: Paramecium sonneborni
Lineage: Eukaryota; Ciliophora; Oligohymenophorea; Peniculida; Parameciidae
Source: the annotation of a GenBank genome assembly